Messenger RNA from Dracunculus medinensis (Guinea worm), 915 nucleotides. Lineage: Eukaryota; Metazoa; Nematoda; Chromadorea; Rhabditida; Dracunculidae. The record is from the annotation of a GenBank genome assembly.
AUGGUCGAAAGUCAUGGGGAUAAAAUGUUAAGUUUUUUCUUUAGGUUCGUUAUUGGUAUGAAGCAUAUUGCGAAAACAUAUCAACAAGAAGAAGCCACACGUAUAAUGCGUGAACUUGCAGCCAGUUACUCUCGUUAUAAUCUCACAACAUUCAUGCCGCUCUGGUUGUUUACAGAUCAAUAUGCUAUCGUUAUUCCAAAUACUGUACAAAACAUUGUGAUCGCAUUACUUGUUAUGAUAAUAAUUGCUAUAUUAUUAAUUCCACAACCUUUAUGUUCACUGUGGGUCGCAUUAGCAAUUGCAUCAAUCGAUCUUGGCGUUAUUGGAUUUAUGACACUUUGGGGAGAUGCGAUUUCAAUGAUAACAAUAAUAAUGUCAAUCGGUUUUUCCGUCGAUUAUUCGGCUCAUAUAACUUAUGGAUAUGUGAUAUCAGAUGAGAUAUUACCAAAAGAACGAGUACGUCGUGCACUUGCUGCACUUGGUUGGCCGUUAACUCAAGGAGCAGCAUCAACGAUACUUGCUGUCGUUGUACUGGCUGAUGUUCCUGCUUAUAUGAUUGUUACGUUUUUUAAGACAGUUUUUCUCUCAAUAGCUCUUGGCCUUGUGCAUGGUCUCAUUUUCCUACCAGUUAUGCUUUCAUUGUUCGUUCGAGGAUCUUAUAUUAUAGGCGUCAAAACAUCGACUAAGGUUGGAGACGCCACUGAAAAAAUCCAAAAGAAUCACAAAAAUAUAAAAAAUGUGGCUGUUGAUGACGAUAUACAACCAUAUGGCCGAUAUGCUAUAUAUCUGUCGCGCAUGAGUUCGCUAGAGAUGCCUGGUAUUAAAUCUAUGGAAAGCAAUGUUCAGUCAAAACCGUUGCGAUCACAAAAAGCUCGGCAUGUUGAUGUAGGCAGUCCGUCAACUAAUUUCGUAUAA